Messenger RNA from Mycosarcoma maydis (corn smut), 1212 nucleotides. RefSeq lists its product as uncharacterized. Gene Ontology annotation, cellular component: eukaryotic 43S preinitiation complex; cytoplasm; eukaryotic translation initiation factor 3 complex. Lineage: Eukaryota; Fungi; Basidiomycota; Ustilaginomycetes; Ustilaginales. Bases 1 to 1212 code for a protein of 403 amino acids. Gene Ontology annotation, molecular function: translation initiation factor activity; metallopeptidase activity; protein binding. The record is from RefSeq and is a predicted model, not a curated record. The transcript has a single exon.
AUGUCUGCUGCAGCUCGCAUCGCACCACAAUCGGCUGCCGUCGCCGCCCCAGCACCCGCGACCACCGCUGCUUCCGCCAUCGCCAAGGCACCCAGCGCCGAUGUCCAGUCCGAACUUGACCGCGCCGCCCUCGAAGCCCUCGAGCUCGACUCGGAUGUGAUCACCUCUGUACGCCUCGACGGUCUCGCCCUCACCAAGAUCGUCAAGCACUGCCGCGAUGCACACCCCGCAUCGGCAUCUGGUGCCCUCCUCGGUAUGGACCUUGGCGGAACGCUAGAGAUUUCCAACGUCUUCGCCCUUCCCAACCCUGGACGAAGUAACAGCGAGCGCGACGAGGAAGAGGACCGCAGCAGUAGAAAUGCAACCAGGUACACCUCAGACAUGGUCCGAUUGUUGCGGGAUGUCAACGCCGACGCCAAUCCCGUCGGCCUUUACCAAGGAUGCUUCCUAGGUGCUUUCCUCAACUCAUCUGUCAUCGACGGUCUUGCUGCUAUCACUGGCCUUGUCGAGCGCGAUGGUGCCGGUAGCCGUGGCAAAGGCGUCCUCAUUGUGCACGACCUUGCGCAGUCUGCGCAGGGCAACACCUCGGUCAAGGCCUACCGACUCUCUCCUUCGUUCGUCGACGCUCACAAGAAAGGCAAGUUCCAUACACAGAGCCUCAUCGACCACAAGCUCACCUUUUCCAACAUCCUCAUCGAGAUUCCUGUCUCACUGCGAAACACCGCACUCCUUGAUGCUUUCCUGAGCAGCAUCUCGACGCCGAGCGCACCCGGCCCUUCGAUCGUGCAGCCCAGCACCUCGGACCUGCUCCGAAACCCACCUAGCGCCGCGCUCGCUCCAUCGUACACCUCGCUCAAUCUUGCAUUGGAACCUGUGCUUGCGUCAUCGCUCGAAUCCACGCUCGAGAUCAUGGACGAACACGCCGCCGAGGCUGGCAAUGUCGGUUUCCAGGCCCGCCAGCUCGCACGAGAGAAGGCCAAGGCCGACGCCUACCUUGCACGCAAGAAGGCCGAGAACGCAGCACGCGAGGCUCAGGGUCUCGCUCCGCUUCCUAUCGAAGAUGUCAACCGCUUGUUCAAGAUCCCUGCCGAGCCCUCGCGCCUUGAAGCUACCUUGCUGCUUGGUCAGAUUGACAGCUCAGCGAGACGUCUUGCCGAGACUGCUGCUCUCGGUGUCAUCCAGCUCAACGCCGCCAAGACUGGUGCUGUGUAA